This is a messenger RNA of Aureobasidium subglaciale EXF-2481, 1088 nucleotides long. RefSeq lists its product as uncharacterized. Bases 144 to 854 code for a protein of 236 amino acids. NCBI's taxonomy places the organism in Eukaryota, Fungi, Ascomycota, Dothideomycetes, Dothideales, Saccotheciaceae. The transcript is spliced from 3 exons. The record is from RefSeq and is a predicted model, not a curated record.
UGUGACGUCAUGCACGUAACGACUUGUCAUCGUUCGCCUUGGUAUCUAAGCCAUGGUGCGCGUAUGUCGUGCCGGUGCUGUACAACACAUUCGACCUUACCUGGCGACGACCCAUACUCAUCUGCGACGAAGCUGGAGCCAACAUGCAUCUAGAUCGCUGCCUGUGUGAACAGCUCGGUCACUGCAAACCCGACCAACAUGAUGGCUCGAACGCGCCAGAAGAAUGGUGGGCACGGAGGCACGUGAGUCGAUCCUAUUGUCUCAAACAGCUCCCGUGUGUCGAUGAGAAAUGGCCUUCGCUAUAUUUGCUGGCGAGAACACUUGUGUCCUCGCCUGACCUCGCCCGACUAGUACGGCACUUCAAGCUAUCAGGUCAUGUUCCUUCAUCUGUCUGGACAGAUGUAUGCCAGACCGUGUUGUCGCACGAGGACAUUGCGCGUAUGAGGCCAAAGUUACGACACGAUGCGCAUAUGUCUCAGGAGGGGUGGCUUCACCGGCUCGAUCACGGUUGUCCUGACGCAUUCGCAGCACUCGCGUUGACGUGUCUGACCGGCAUCCAAACUCUCCACCUCGCUCCGAGUUUUGAGGACGCUCUCGCCAUCCUUGGUAUACCGCUACUCCGGCAGAUUCUACCGCAUGUCACCCGGGCCCGCGUUGGUACGUUUGACGAGACUGUCAUAAUGGGCAGUGGAAGACCGCCGCAUGUACAGGCUGAUUCAUUCCGCAACUGUUCCUGCUACACCUUCCGAGUGUCCGCUCUCUUUCUCUUAACUUACCUCGACCUCUUACUCCAUUUUCUUGGCCGGACGCUACCCCUACUUCGCUCACCACGGGCCUGGAGUCCCUCGAGUUGAGUUUCACGUUUCUUGAGGAGACCGAUCUGGCACGCUUACUUCGGGCGUGUCCCAGCCUGCGAACCUUUAACGAUGUCUGAACAUUGUACAGAGAGCCUUGGAAACUUUCCAUCUUCACAUUGUUCGGCCGCAAGAUUGGUUCAAUCAGAACAUACUAAGCAUCGACUUCUCCGGCUUUUAUAUGUUGACUACCCUACACGUACCUUUCCAGCUAUUAGCCGACAAAUUAUCGGG